Molecule: messenger RNA, 600 nt
Organism: Paramuricea clavata
Lineage: Eukaryota; Metazoa; Cnidaria; Anthozoa; Malacalcyonacea; Plexauridae
Source: the annotation of a GenBank genome assembly
AUGUUACCAGGACUGGUCGAUUCUGAUAGUGAAGAGGAUUUUUACAUUAAAUUCGCAUCAUUGGAGAAUGUUUGGAAUGAAUGCAAGAAGCCUUUCCUGAGUGCUAGCCAAGAACCUGUCUUCUUUACAUACAUAACUGACAAGGUAAUAUUAACAAAACAUGGAACUGAACAGUUCUAACAUUGUACAAUUUUUGAACCCAUGUAAUGACAAUAGUGAUAGCAGUUUUCAAAUCAGUUUAACUAUAUUUUUGAAUUUUUUGCUUUUAACUAGGCCUGUAUGAUAGUUGACAAUAUGUUAGCCAAUACAUGUACGAAUGCUGGUUUGGGAAAUCCACCGCUUCCAUUUUGCACAAACGUCCUUGAGUCAGGAAACAGCAUCAUCAAACGGGCAGUGAACUUCAAAGAAAGUGAAAUGGCCAACUUUACUUUGAAGAUGGCACAGCUAAUUAAACGCCAAACAGAAGACGUACAAGGAGCAUUAUUAAACAGUGGGCCGUUACAAGUUAGAUUCAGAUUACCUCAAUUUCCAACUAACAAUGGAAAAGUGGUUAUCUAUGUCAACCACACAAUGCAAUGCAUACGAAAAACAAUUUUAUGA